GAUUUUAUCAGCUGCGUUCAACCAUGAAAGUGCCAAUGCGGAUUCCUCACAAACUGGAGGCCAGUCUGCUUCGUGCUUCAGGACAAUUUUAGACCCUGUCCACACUAAGUAACCGAUCUGAAGGUAUCCACACUAAAGUACUGUUUCAUGUUUAGUUGGGCUUAAUACGUACAAACACUUUUAAAUAGUCUGGUUACAGUUCCUAGUAGCGCAGUGGACUGUGGGACUUAAUAUGACAUUUUCCCACCAUAACUGAAUUUUAUGUUUACAACCCGGCACAUGUGGAUCCCUUGCCCACAAAAGACAUGGCGCUUCUUAGCAUGAACAUUGUGGCUUUGUUUCUUAAAAACACAGGUACAUUUUGUCAUAAUGUGUGCGUUUCAUUUUGAACUCUGAAGUUGACCGCUUUCAUUGCUCCUGAUAUCGUUGUGCUUUGAAUUCGGCAUCUGAUCACGUCACUUCAUGAUUCACCAUAUUGUUUCUUACCUUAUAGCUACAUGAACAACUGUUAAUAGUCAAUCCAGGUGAGAUGUUUUCAAGUGCGAUCAGUUUCCACGCAAAACUCAAACGAGGUUGAAAACCCUGCUGCCCCUGAUACUGCAUUUCCAUGUUAAUUUAGCCAUCCUGCAUUGGAUGCCAAUCCGAGCUGCCCUGGUUUUUUUUGGACCCUUUCCCAAAGCUGGAUAGGUGGAGGUACAUCACAACACUGACCAAUCAAAUGACGAGUGGGUGUAAACAUUUCAUUCACAUCUGGGGUCCAGACCUUGCUUUUCCUGCCACUGUCCACGGUAGCAUUAUCUGCAGUAAAACAUUUCAGAUUCUUUACAAAAAUGAGGAGAUAGUUGUGAAUGAUGUCAUGAUCUUCAAGGUUAAAAUGCUGCUGGAUGAAAAAAAGAUUGAAGAAUCCCUAAAUGAAAUGGAUUUUCAGCUGUCUUUAGGUCUGCAUUUUACAGAUGCAGAUUAUUCCCCUGAUGACCUGAACUCAUUACAGCUGAUCAGCAGCCGUACAUUGAAAUUGCACUUCAGUAUGCACCGUGGGCUUCAUCACCAUGUCAAUGUGAUGUUUGAUUACUUCCAUCUUUCUGUCGUAUCAGUAGCUGUUCACGGCUCUCUGGUUGCACUACAUCAGCCACUAAUAAGCUUUCCUCGUCCUGUGAAGAACACGUGGCUUAACCGGAAUGCUCCAGCUCAAUGCAAAGACUCUGUAAUUCCGACUCUAGAAAGCGUCGUAUACGGGAGCAACUACACAAAGCAGAUCUCCCCAGAUGGGAGCACAUUUGUAGUAUCGGAGAACUGCUUGCAACAUGCCUUCAGUUUCCAUUACAACCUCUGUGCCAGCUUGCUGCUUGCUUACCAGGGACUCUCUAGCUAUUUCACCAUGGUUACGAAGGAUCUCCCUUGCUGUCACAAAAUGGAACUAGCCAAGGCCAGCAUUCAAGCCCUAUAUGAACGAGUUCUCAGACGACCUUAUCCCCGAAGCCAGAGACACAUCUCCAUAGAAAAACUGGAUGUUGAUGGUCGACUUUCUGAACUCUGUGAUCAGAUUAAGCAGAAAGAGGAAAGCCCUGAUGAGCUGGCAGAGCUGAUAAACAUGAACUUGGCACAACUGUGUUCUCUUCUAAUGGCCCUCUGGGGACAGUUCCUUGAGGUGGUGUCUUUGCAGGAAGAAGUCGCAGCCUUAUUAAAACAGGAGCAUCACACGCUGAGAGUAAGAAGAUUUGGAGAGGCAUUCUUUUGCCUUGAGCACCCUAGACAGGCUGCUCUUGCAUAUCAAGAACUACAUGCUCACAGCCAUUUUCAGAUGACUACAGCGAUUAAAAACUCCACUUACUUCAGUUCUCUCCCUCCCCUACCAAUUGAAUGUGCUGAACUUGAUGGCGAUUUCAAUUUACUACCUAUCAUCUUUGAAGACAGAUACCUGGAUUCAGUCACAGAAGACCUUGAUGGACCUUGGCUUGGUGCUCAGAGUGCCAAAAGUUCUUCUAUCGCCAAUAAAUUUGAGAGGUCAGAGUCAAGAGAAUCAAGUGCCACUGGAUUCCCCAGUCCAGACCUGAAAAUAAGGCCAUCAGUGGUCUCUGGAAUGUGGCCCAAUGAAAAUGACAAACAUCAAAAAUCUAAAAAAUGCAAAAACGAAGAGCCCAACAAAUCAAAAGUAAAAGUAACAAAACUAAAGAAAACAAUGAAAACAGACAACACUAAAAAAUUAGUAAAACAGAGUUCUAAGGACUCUGUGAUUUUGGUAGGUUACAAGUGCUUGAAAGGCUCAAAUAAAGAAGACAUAUCUAAGGUUAAAGAAGGCAAGUCUUCAGUUAAUCAAGAGGAACCCGAUGCUUUAAUCACAGAAUUCACUAAUGCCGUAAGGACAUACACUAAACAGUCAAGUCAAAGUAGCGAACACCAAUUUCUUCCUUCAAACAUAGAACAAACUGUUGUAGACUCCAGAACAAUUGGUAAUGUUGAUAGCACUUGCAGCGCAAAAGGAGAAUCUAAUCUUUCAGAUUUGGUUACACUCCCUAAGCCCCAGGCCGGUGCUGGAGAUUUAGUGGUGGAAUGCAUAUCACAGCACAUAAAUGCAAAAUCUGAACUUUGCAGUCAGCAGACCAGUCAUGUAUCAGGAGUCAGGCAAAUUGAAGUUAAACCAAGUAGUAGAAAUCCUUAUCAGGGAGAGAAAGUUACAGUUAUCCUUCCAUGUCGGACCGAUGACAAACAACAAAGCACAAUCCCAGAAAUUAUACAAAAUGAACCUUUUGAUAUGGAGUUUAAAAUGCUUCCUUUAACUUCUGAAAGUUAUUCACUAUUUAAAAAAUGCACUUUACCUAGCAGUACAAAUGUCAAACCUUUGGAAAAUGCAUCGGUGUACAAACAAUCUCUUCUGUCUAAUUCUUCUGCUAAAGAGUUCCACAUAGUUGUUGGUGGAGUUUCCAUUAAGUUGCCAGAUGUCAGCACCACCUAUGCAUCAUCUCGACUUUCAGAUUCAGGAAUUGAAAGUGAGCCCAGUUCUUUUGCAACACAGCCAUGUAUUGAUAUAUCAUCAGAGCCUGUUUUGGAAAGAUGUUCUCAACAAAGUAAAAAACCUCAGCCACCACAUCUGCUGAAACCUGAAUCAAAUGUAAAGAACUUGACAGAUGGGCUAUGCACAGAGAGCACUAGUGCUUUAAGUGAAAUACAGUCAUCUCUGACAUCCAUAAACUCGCUGCCUUCGGACGAUGAGGGUGAUGAAAGUUCAAAGAUCUCUGUCAUUCCAGAGUGUCUUAUAAGUGAUAGUCGGACUCUGCAGGACAUGGCUAAAGCUGAUGAUCCUAAGUGUGAUGCUAAUAGGAAAUCCAGCAUUGUGAUCCAGGAGCAAAGUGUCAUAUUUUCAGGAUGCACAGCAACAGGAGUAACUUCCGUAGCCACUUUACACCCAUGCUCUAGAGACAAAAAAGCUGUUGAAGAUCAGGAGGAUCCAUCACAAGCACACACAGCCACUUGUUCUGAACCUCCAGAAGUUAUGACUGACACAAUAGUUCAGGAUCCCCAAAAGAUAAUUGAUUUAGGUAGACUUACCAACGAGCAUUUUAUUAAGCUAAAAUCCGAAAUUGUACAUAUUGGUGAACCCAGUGCUGCUGAAGGCUCAGGCUAUCCUGUAGAUGGUGUACAGGGCAGUCAACAGACAGAAGCAAAUAGUUACACAGAGGAGACACCAGAUAGCCCACAGGCAGCCUGUCAGACAAGUGUGAGUACAAGUAACAUUUCAACUGCGAGCAGCACAGACAUAGUGAAGCAAGGGUUGGUGGAAAAUUAUUUUGGAUCCCGGAGCAGCACCGACAUCUCGGAUAUAAGUCCGGUGGAGAGCGCCAGCACCCUGAUCAGCCCUCUGAACAACCAAGAAGGGGGCGAGGACCCUCAAGAGGAAGACGAAGAUCAUGAGAUGAUUGAGAACGGGUAUUACGAGGAAGGAGAGGGCAACAACUUUUUAAAUGGAGCGACUGGCACAGAAUAUUCCGAAUGUGAUGGUGUUGAGGAGGAUGAUAAAGCUCUCAGGUUGGAGCAGCUCAAUACGGAGUGCUACAGAGAUGUCUCCAGCCUGCCAGGGGUCUGCACCCCUCAUUGCUUGUCCUUCACAUCAGGCAUCAAAGAUUCCCCAUGCAGCGCUGGUUGCUCAAGGAGUAAGCUGGACACUAUUACAAAGCAGCCUAGCAAUGCUAUGGCUUGCUCUGCUGCUUCUAUGUGCUGGUAUGAAAGUGCCACGAAAUCGCAAAUGAUGGCUUUUGUCCAGGCUAAAGAAGAUCUAAAGCUGCUGAAACUUCCAGGCUUUGUGUAUAGUGAUGUUACUGAUCUGGCAUCAAACAUCCCUUAUUUUAGUAUGGAGGAAGAUGAAAGCUCAGGAGAGGGCAUUCAUCUGAUCAUCUGUGUGCAUGGUCUUGAUGGUAACAGUGCUGAUCUUCGGCUUGUGAAGACUUACCUUGAGUUGGGACUGCCAGGAGCUCGUAUUGAUUUCCUCAUGUCUGAGAGAAACCAGAAUGACACCUUCUCUGAUUUUGACUCCAUGACUGAUCGUCUCUUGGAUGAAAUAAUCCUGUAUAUUCAAAUAUACAGCCUCACUAUUUCUAAAAUAAGCUUUAUAGGACACUCCUUGGGAAAUUUAAUAAUCCGCUCAGUCCUUGCGAGACCCAGGUUUAAAUAUUACCUAAACAAGCUGCACACGUUCCUCUCUUUAUCUGGGCCACAUCUGGGGACUCUUUAUAACAGCAGUGCUCUAGUUAACACAGGGUUGUGGUUUAUGCAGAAGUGGAAGAAGUCUGGUUCUUUGUUGCAGCUGACAUGUCGAGAUCACUCUGACCCUCGCCAAACAUUUCUUUACAAGCUGAGUAAAAAAGCAGGGCUUCAGUUCUUUAAGAAUGUUGUCCUUGUGGGUUCACUGCAGGACCGCUACGUUCCCUAUCAUUCUGCUCGGAUUGAGAUGUGUAAAACAGCCUUGAAAGAUAAGCAGUCAGGACCAGUGUAUGCUGAGAUGACGGAGAACUUGCUUUUGCCAGUUCUGCAGAACAAGGAAUGUAAUCUGGUGCGCUAUGAUGUGAUCCAUGCCUUGCCCAACACAGCCAACUCCCUCAUAGGAAGAGCCGCACAUAUUGCUGUUCUGGACUCGGAAAUAUUUCUAGAGAAAUUCUUCCUGGUUGCAGGCCUCAAAUACUUUCAGUAGGUGGACAUUUUGAAGGAAGACAAAAUAAUAAUAAUUACCUCAUGGAGAAGAAACGCAAAAUGGAUGAUAUUGUUGUAUUUGAUUAAUUUUGAGUUUUGAAAGAUAUUUAUACUUUUUAUAAUGGAGGAUAAAUAGAUAAGUGUUUCUAUAUUGUCAUCAAGUUUCUAGUUUAUUUGUGGCUGUGCACAUUGUCUUUUUUAUUUACUUUUUCUAUUGUUUUUUUUUUAUUUUGUAGCAACCAAUGUAUUAUGUACAUUAUGGUGAAAUUUAACUAAAGUACAUUGCAGUUGUUAAUGUUACUGUAUGUUAACGGAAAUAUAUGUUUAAGACAAACCAGCUAUAUG
Molecule: messenger RNA, 5526 nt
Organism: Polyodon spathula (Mississippi paddlefish)
Lineage: Eukaryota; Metazoa; Chordata; Actinopteri; Acipenseriformes; Polyodontidae
Product: protein FAM135A-like
Exons: 20
Coding region: 719-5182 (1487 amino acids)
Source: RefSeq, a predicted model, not a curated record